CCUAGGAUAUUCUAUGUCAGUGAGAAUAUCUACUUGGUUAGGUGAAUAGGAACCACCUACGGAUACCUUUUAUUUAUUUAUUUUUCGCCAUCGCCUGCAUAAUGGAGAACAGAUUCAUUACCCGAGAAGUAUAGUCUCUAACUAUUUCUAUACAGGUCUUUUGAUUGUAUUCUCAUUUUUUGUGGUAUUCUUUUCAAGACAAGUUACGUGAAAUAUCGUGCAAGUGCACAAGAUCAUCCCUUAUCCGGCCUCUUUUUUGACUAUCCUUGACUGGAUAGAGAUUCGAUCUGCCUCUUCCCAUUGCUCUUCUACCAUGUGCUUUUUGAAAGAGACAAAAUGGUGUUCUGUGAGGUCUAACGUCUCUUUCGUCUUUGACUUUGAUAGCUUUUUUGUCUUAGUAAAUCUUACCUAUUUUAAUCCUAGUCGAAUCUACUCUAUACAAAUACUUGGAUGACUGGCAUCGUUACUCUCCUCUUGGUGAUUCGGGCCCUUCGAACUAUUACGAGCAACUAAUAUCUGCCGUUUCAUCGGCUAGUCCCAAACUUAUGAGCAGAUCUCACUCCCAGCAAUAUCUAUGAGUCUUCAGCACUAAGCUCAGAAAAAAAAACACGCGGUAUUCAGGUAUGCCGGGACACUUUGGCGAAUGCUGUUCACUUCCCUCUACCCCGAGGUCAGCUAUACCUGCGAAACGAUCAGACGAUGAUGUUCAAUUUAUAUCAUCCAAGCCUGUUAAGAGACCAAAGAUGAGCGAGCAAGCUCCAAAGCCUACAGUUCAGCAACAGAAUAUAUCGAUAAUGCCUAUCACGCCUAUGCCUCAAGUUUCUAUCCAGCCUACUGAGCUCAAGGACUCUGAUAGGCGGAUUAGUACAGGCAUGGUUGGUCUCCCUUCAGAUUUCAAUACCAUCGAACUCGCCUCUAUGCUAAGAGGUGUUUCUCUCCCUGUACUAGAAAGAUUUGUCCUCGACCAACCUUCUCGCGGGCCGAGACCUCCAAGCUCACCAGAGCUCUCGCCCAAGCAGUUACCACAAACAGUUGCACCAGCAAUGCUGAGUGUCAAUACCAAUGGGAACAGCCCUAGAGGCUCUGGAUUUGACAUGGCACCUAUGCCAUGUAUCACAAUAGGCCAACAUGCGGCCCAGCCAGAAGCACAUUCUACAAGUUCGCUCAAUCCUAACUUGACAGCCAACCAAUUACAUGCUCUCAAAACGUCAGUUCCCCAUGCACACCCAUCGCCUCCUAGGCCGCCUAAAGAGGCAGAUCCGAAGAGUUCAGCCAUGCCGCCACCCCCAGUACCAAACACUGAGAUAUUAGCAACCCCUAAAUCCGCACGAACUGGUUCCCCAUUGAAGACCGCCACUCAUAUUACUGCUACUCGGUCAGAUACAACAAAUCGGCCGUGCCAAGUUUGCGCCAGAAUGCGGCAACAGGCAGAUCUUGCGAAAUUUCAAGGGUUUUCUAUGUUCCCUCAUAAUGUACCACACCACAUACUUCCACAGAUCGCCUGCCAUCAGCCGUUCACUCAGCAUCUUCAUCCUCAAAUGAUAGCCAUGGGUCCAAGCAGCAUUCACUCCCUUAGUCCAGGCUUCGCACCAGUCAUGAUGCCUAUCAAUAGCAACAAUUUCACUACCAUUCCAAGUCAUAUGACUAGCCCAGCACAGAUGAAAGAUCAAGUCAACGAGAAGAAUUCUAGGCCAAGCCGCGCAAAUAUCAAUGACCAAACUCAGCCUUCGUCAACUUCAGUAACCGAUAAACCCCAAUCCCCCACGGUCUUGAACCCAGUGAAACCGCCAGCAUCUCUUAUCCAACAUACCUAUCGCAAGCCCUCGCCCAACUUAAUUGUAGACGUCGCAGAGACGUGCCAGGAGAAAUUCCCCUUCGAGGACGUCGCGAAAAGACAUAAUGUAUCCGUAGAGAAGGUCUUUGACGUCUUUGCGGCCAUUAUCCAGGUCCCACUUCUACGGUGCCCGACCGAUAGGCGACGAGCAGGGAAACUUGCUACCACACGUGUCAAAGAGUAUACAAAAGCCAAGAAAGCAAUUCAAGAGGCCAGUAACCAGAAUGGUUCCGACUCUACAGAUCAAGUAGUCGUGAAGCCUUUAGACAUCGCAAAUCGGCUAGGCCAGGUAAAUUUUCCAGAUGGAUUCAACUUAGAAGAAUCGUGAGAAAAUAGAGGAAUGGGGCAUGUCACGUUUGAGAGUUAAAUAGGAGUGUAGGGCUACAAGGAGCGAGAUUAUCAGUAUGUAUUCCAUCUAUCCGAUACUAUGCGCACAAUAUCUUAUUAAUCUACAAAGUCCAUCUCAUUUUACCA
Molecule: messenger RNA, 2308 nt
Organism: Daldinia vernicosa
Lineage: Eukaryota; Fungi; Ascomycota; Sordariomycetes; Xylariales; Hypoxylaceae
Exons: 1
Coding region: 624-2162 (512 amino acids)
Source: RefSeq, a predicted model, not a curated record